AUGUCUCUGGUUUUCCAGCGAAUCACAAAGCUCUCAGCAGCACGCAGAGAGAAUUCUCGUUUCUUCUCAUCAUUGCCUCAGUUCCCGUGUUUGCUUCUGGACAGUGGUGAGACAGACAGUGAUGAGACAGUGCAUGACUCUCCGGAGGGCACCAUCAGUCGAAGUUUUAAGGGAGCAUCACAAGGUUGGCUCGCUGCUGUGAAUGACGGUACAUUACAGCUUACAGAUCUUUACAAGCCAUGGGUUUCAUCUCCAAGAGUCAUAUCAUUGCUUCCACUCGGUGACAUCCCGAGGCCUUGUUGUGACGACGACCCCAAGUGGACUCACUUCAAAGCCCCUCUCACAUCAGACUCUGCGCUCAUGUAUUCCAAGAGAGACAAAUCAUUUUACUUCACCACUUCUGAGUCUAACCGCAUGGGUUUAUUGGAUCCAAGCUACGUCAACGAGGUCAAGUAUAAAAACAUACGCCUUCAAAAUUACCUGCCCAAGAUCUCACAUGCAAGUCGGGAGCGGUUGGUUAAUUGUAUCAUGACCGAGCACUUGGUGGAGUCACCUUCUGGUCAAGUAUUCUUCAUCAAGUGGGAGGAUGAUGAGAAGAGCCAUGAUUUUUGUUACACGGAAGAUAUUGGAGAUCUCUGCAUCUUCCUUAGCGAGGGUGAAGCCUUCUGUCUCUCAGCAAGCAUGUACCCAGGACUCAAGCCUAACUCCAUCUAUUACACUGGCGUGCGAGCUGGUCGUUACAAUCUAGCUUCUGGCACCACCCAUUCCUUCUAUCCCUAUGAUGAAUCCGACGAUAUGCUUGAUGCCUGUUACUGGCUUCAUCCCACUGAUCACAUUCACAAAGAGGGCACAGAAAAGGGCUCCAAGAGUAAUACCUCGUCGGCUUCUUGUUCUGAUAUUGAUGACUCGUAUUUACAUCUAUUUCAGAGUAUUCGAGCUUUACGUGUCACAGAUCUCUUCGGUUCAGAAUGGUGUGAGAAACAAAUGGAAAAUUUUCUUCUUCUUGAUGAGAGUAAAGCCAUGGAACUUGGUCAGGCUCGUCAGGAGGUAGUUGAAAGAGUCAUGAAAAAAUUGAGCAUAUCAUUGGGGUCUGAGGAAGAGAUAGUUGAAAAAGUGACCAAAAAAUUCAACAAUUUUGAGGAGCUUGAAGAAGAGGUAGUUGAAAAAGUGACCAAAAAAUUCAACAAGUUUUUGGAGCUUGAAGAAGAGGUACUUGAAAAAGUCACAAAAAGAUUCAACGAGUUUGAGGAGCUUGAAGAAGAGAUUGGUUUUAAGGUAACAAAAAAAUUCAGCAAGUUCAAGGAGCUUGAAGAAGAGGUAGUCGAAAAAUUCACGAAAACAUUCAGAGAUUUGGAGCUUGAAGCCGAGUUUCACUUCUGCUUCAAUGGAACUCACGAGAAAAACUCACGAGAACAUUCCAGUCUGGCUUCAAUAAGAGGUCUUUGGGUGACGAAAAAAAACCAGCUAACACCAUGGUAG
Molecule: messenger RNA, 1479 nt
Organism: Arabis nemorensis
Lineage: Eukaryota; Viridiplantae; Streptophyta; Magnoliopsida; Brassicales; Brassicaceae
Source: the annotation of a GenBank genome assembly